Molecule: messenger RNA, 1491 nt
Organism: Trametes versicolor FP-101664 SS1
Lineage: Eukaryota; Fungi; Basidiomycota; Agaricomycetes; Polyporales; Polyporaceae
Exons: 4
Coding region: 1-1491 (496 amino acids)
Source: RefSeq, a predicted model, not a curated record
AUGCGCAGACGACGCUCGAACUACACGGGCAGGGUCCGCGUCGUCGACCGGCACCAACGGCCACGGACCUCCGCCGUCGAACUCGAAGACGACGCCUCGGAUCCAGCACCUGCACACGAAGCAACACAGGCCGCAGCCAGCGCGUCCACAACGUGCAGCGACGGACGGAAGACACGAGACGACGACGACGGCACAAGACGAGCAGAGGCAGGACGGGACGAGGACACGACGGAACCCACCCCCGUCCGCCGCGCCCUUUAUGCGCGCGACCAGGCGCACGGACCACCGCCGCCCGAGCCUCCCCAGCCGCGGCGCAGCCUGGCCUCCCGUGCAGGCGCCUUCACGCAUCUCCGCCGCCGCCUUACCCCCAAAACCGAAAUUCCGAAGCGAAGCGGCGGCCCUGCACGCCAUCCCGCCGCGUUCGCGGUUCGUCUUCGAUUGGCGGUGCCCAUCCGGUCGCCUGGGCACCCGGUCGCGUCCUGUGCGACGGCGGCCGCGGAGGGUCUGCACGCUGCCUCUGGCGGAGGUCGCCCCGUGUACCGGCCCCCGCUCUCGCGAAUAGAUGUCGUUGACCGGCUCGUUGCCGGUCGAGUUGCCUGCCCUGCGCGUCCUGAGCCCGCUCUGGGAAGUGGCAGCGGCCGAUGCAGAGCCUGCAGCCACACCGUUGAGACGACGCCUGAGCACCCGCACACGGGAGAAGACAAGGCCGUGCACGCCUCAAGAACUGCUCCGCGCGCCGCAGACGACCCAAGACAGCACGAUCCGCUCGUUCGGCGCCGCGUUCGCGUGUCUUCGCGCCGUCCACACCGUGUCUCCGCCUCUGUGCGCCCGCCGCCGCAAUCGCCGUUCCCACCUCAAUAUUGCUCUGGCGGCCGUCGCACAUACGGCGAUACACAUCCGCGCAGCCCCGUGGACCGAUUCCGCACCGUCUCCGCGCUCUCCGCGAAGAACACGCUACGGUUCUCGUCCGUUUCGGGCCCAGGAGCACGGAAAUCCGCGUGUCCCGACCCGGCCCUGCGUCCUGGCGGCGCACCCUUCCGCAUACGCGACGUCCUGCAACCCCUGCGCCUUCUCGCGGCGCUUUCGAGCGCGCACGGAUGGUCCGAACAUCGCGAUUUCGGUGCGAUUUCGGUGCCCCGCCUGCACCCCCGCCCUAAAUCGAUGCUCGCGCCCAAGGUUCGCCGCGGCAGCCUUCGAAAACACGACUACGAGGACCGUUGGACCGUUUCGCAUGCGCCUGGAACGCUCCCGGAGCCCCGCGCGGAGAUGAAAUGCAGCUCUGACAUCCAGCAUGCGCCGACCACCGGCCCUCGCCUGCUCACACUCCAUUCUGCGGACUUGGCACCCAGACACCAGUCGAGGCGGAUACCAGGCACCCGGGAUGCGGCUGGUCGCUGGUGGUCCGCCUCUGCAGGUCCCUCGCGCACUGCUCGCGGUGUCUGCCUGCCACCUGCAGCCGUUUGCCACCGGCUGCGUCGGGAUACGAGCUGA